Corticium candelabrum is the source of this 2036-nucleotide messenger RNA. Its product is annotated as CD109 antigen-like. The record is from RefSeq and is a predicted model, not a curated record. The transcript is spliced from 13 exons. Gene Ontology annotation, molecular function: endopeptidase inhibitor activity; protein binding. Bases 1 to 1908 code for a protein of 635 amino acids. NCBI's taxonomy places the organism in Eukaryota, Metazoa, Porifera, Homoscleromorpha, Homosclerophorida, Plakinidae.
AUGUUAGUCAAGCAAGUGUUUCAGGUUAAGGAGCCAGUAGCCCAACAACUGGUCUCUGCUUGCACUUUUAAGCAAUUCCCCUCCAGUGGAGGAAGCUUCUUUGUGCGAUCAAAUUUUCUUAAUCCAACCAAAAUUGGCUCACGGGGAGACUUUGAAAUCAUUAGAGAUUUAAAGGAUAGUAGACACUUGACGUUUACAGUGUUAGUUACCUCGAGAGGAAUAAUCCAGCAGCAGAAAGCAGUGCAUUUGGAAGAAGGGUCGAUUGGGAGGUUUCAAGUUUCGAUCACUUCAGAUCUCGCUGGCAAAUUCUGCGUUCUUGCCUACUACGUAGAAGACAACAACGAAGUCGUGGCGGAUGCAACGUGUGUGGAAAUAGAGAAAUCGUUUAAGAACGACAUUAAACUAUCAGGAGUGAAUGACAGGAGUAUCAUUCUGCCUUCCGAUUCUUUUGACUUGAAGGUAGCAGCUGCUCGACGCUCUGAUAUUGCAUUACUCGCAGUGGAUAAGCGUCUGUACAUACUCAACAAUGAGAACAAGUUGUCGCGAGAAGACGUAUUUGAUGAGCUGAGUACUUACGACAAGUCUUGCGGGUACACAUCAGUUGACAGCAAGGGUGUCUUUGAUGCGGUAGGAUUGACGAGUAUUAGUGGCACUAUCCUACAACCUAUCGUCAGGGAAAGUGAGUUAUGCCAUUCACGUAGCAAGAGAGGCUUGGAAAAAGGCGACGGCAAAUUAGAUUUGUCGAGUCGUUAUGUACGCUCUGCCGUUCUACCCGAAUUUAGAGAUGUGUUGCACGGAGAAUCUUUAAGGUUUAUUUCUACCCGUUCAUACUUUCCUGAGACGUGGCUGUGGGACAAAAACUUAACAACGGGUGACCUUAAAGAGAUGACACUUCCUCUAAACGCUCCAGAUUCAAUAACAAAGUGGGUCGUUCAAGCUAUUGGUGUAUCAGACGAUUACGGGUUUGGCGUUGCGGAACCAGUUUUGUUCAAAGUGUUUAAACCUAUUUUUGUGAAAUGUCACAUUCCGUAUGCUUUCACACGUUGGGAACAGUCUUCUCUGUCGUGUACAAUAUACAACUACAACCCUGUUGAUGUACCAAGUUGUAUUUCGAUGUUGAAGUCACGUUUUUCGACUUGCACGACUACUGCUAGCGGCAGGGUUUUGGAGACCUACCGUCAUUGCGUCAAUAUACAAGAACAAAGCACGGCAUUAGUCAAAUUUCCCAUUAAGCCUUGUUGGGCUGGUCAACAGAAACUCACAAUACGAUUGCGUACCUUCUUUGAAAUAGAAGACUCUAUCUAUGACAUCAACAUUAGACCUAAUGAAGUUUCUAGGGAAGUCGAACUUAGUACAAUGCUAGCUUUUCAAGAUGGAUGUCCCAAGCUCGGAGCAAUUGACAACAAGCUGUGUAACGCUUGUCAUCAUCACGACUUUGUCUACCGAGUUCGCGUGGUUGAGAAGGUUCUCACCAACGAAUCGUUGAAGUACAAAGUCAUCAUUGUAGAUAUCUUGAAACCAGGACCAUUAUCCUUGACAGUUGGCGAUAAAAAGGAUCUUUGGCUCCCCUCUAUUUGCUAUCUAGACAUCCAGUUAGAAGUAGGCAGGGAAUAUCAUGUCCAGGGAGGAGUCGGCAGCAUUAAAAUCGUUUUAAAUCACAACUCUUAUGUCGAGCCGUGGCCUGAAACGACGGGCACUGAAUGCAAAGCCAAAGUGACAAGAGAAUGUAUCAAGCGCCCAUGUUUCAAAUUCAAGGGAAAGAAUAUCCGUGAACGUUGCCAAAAUUUCCGUAAAGGCAAGUGCUCAAAAGUUAUUCGUGAACAGUGUAAGGACAAGCUUGAAUUUGAUGAGUACAUUCUUAAAAUAAAAAGGGGUGCAAUAUGCGAAAUGCAAAAUUUAUGUGACUAGAAUGAGUGCGAAGAGAGACUUGCUUAGACUAUUGCUGGUCUGUUUUUGUUAAUUGCGUUUGUUGUAUGAAAUAGUAAACAAUAAUUUGUUUACAAAAUUUGUGGUGUACAAAACUUCUGUUUGUUGAA